Closterium sp. NIES-67 is the source of this 826-nucleotide messenger RNA. Lineage: Eukaryota; Viridiplantae; Streptophyta; Zygnematophyceae; Desmidiales; Closteriaceae. The record is from the annotation of a GenBank genome assembly.
CCCAUCACGUAUGAGACCCUACUUCCUAAAUGCCGGUACUGACCGUAUCUGGGUUCUCGCCUACAGACUCCUCCGCGAAUUACUUAUUCAAGAAGUCCACGAUUCUAACCUCUCCGGUCAUUUUGGGGUUGAUAAAACCCAGAAGUUACUUCACCGUUUUUAUUAUUGGCCUGAUUCGGCAUCUGAUGUGCAGCGAUACGUCUCCGCGUGUCCGAUCUGCCAACGCAUGAAGUCUUCCCGACGGCGGCCAGCUGGACUGCUGCAACCGCUAGAGCCACCCCAGCGACCGUGGCAACAUGUGACGAUGGACUUCGUCACGGGGCUCCCGGCCGCCGCCACGGGCAACGACGCCGUUCUGGUCGUCGUCGAUCGUCUGACGAAGAUGGCACACUUCGCACCCUGUCGCACAACAAUCACAGCCGAAGAUAUAGCGAAGCUUUUCAUCUCCACCGUUGUUCGUCUACACGGCCUACCCUCAGCGAUCAUCAGCGACUGCGACCCAAAAUUCACGUCCAAGUUCUGGCAGGAGACAUGGGGGCAGUACGGCACAUGCCUCCAAUUUUCCUCCGCCUACCAUCCCCAAACCGACGGACAGACAGAGCGAACCAAUCAAACCAUGGAGCAGCUGAUACGCACCAACUGCCCGGAUCCUGCCCGGUGGGAAGAAUUCCUGCCCAUGCUGGAAUUUUCGUACAACAAUGCCCCAUCCGCCACGACUAAUUACUCGCCGUUUUUUCUAAACUACGGCAUGGAUCCGACAGUCCCGACGACUACCAACAUCGACAACCCAGUGCCACUGUAAGGAAUUUUAUUCCUUACCGGAUUG